Molecule: messenger RNA, 1893 nt
Organism: Fraxinus pennsylvanica
Lineage: Eukaryota; Viridiplantae; Streptophyta; Magnoliopsida; Lamiales; Oleaceae
Source: the annotation of a GenBank genome assembly
AUGGAACUGCCGGCUGCGAAAUUCCCGGCGAUCCGUUGCCGAAACCCUCAAUAUAUGUCUCCGAUAGCUGGACACAAAUUGUGCCAAAUUGCAAAAUGCAAAUCCAGUUACAUAUGGACAAAUGUCCCGUCCCAACAGAGAAACAGUCACCGUAAAAUCUCUGUCUCUGCUAAUUUCCCCAAAGGAUUUGGUUCGGAAAUUCGAAAGAAGAAUGGCUGGAUUCACUUUAUCGGUGUGGGAGGCAGUGGACUUUCUGCUCUUGCGAUGCUUGCCCUCAAACAAGGAUACGAGGUUAGUGGUUCGGACAUUGUAUGGAGCAGCUACAUGGAUGCACUAAAAGAAGCUGGUGCUCAUUUAUAUAUUGGUCAUUCUGAAUUGAGUUUACGAAAGUAUAAUUUCUCCAGUUCUCCCGAUGCAAUUGUCUUUUCGAGUGCAAUUCGACCGGACAAUGUGGAGAUUCUAUAUGCCAAGUCUGUUGGAAUACCAGUGUAUAAACGAGGUAAAUGGUUGGGAAUGCUAACAGAGGACUACAAUCUGACUGCUGUCAGUGGAAGCCAUGGGAAAAGUACUACGGCGAGUAUGCUUGCUUAUGUCUUAAAGUCAAUGGGAGAUGAUCUUACUGCUGUAGUUGGGGCACAAGUGCCACAGUUUGGUGAAGGUAAUGUCAUCCAUGGGAACGGUUACAAUUUUGUACUGGAGGCCGAUGAAUAUGAUGCUUGCUUCCUUGAAUUAUCACCUCAUGUAGCAGUUGUAACAAAUGUGGAUUGGGAGCAUGUUGAUAUAUUUCAAGACGAGGAGGCUGUUGAAACAGGGUUCAGGAAGUUCCUUGGGAAAAUAAGAAAUGGUGGACAUCUUGUGUUAUGUGGGGAUAGGAAUGAACAAAAUCAUGGUGCAUAUACUUUGCUCUAUGACCCGAAACAAUCCAGCAUUUCAGAUCAUAUGGAGCUCCAUGAUGCACAACUGCUCAGCAACAAUUAUAGAGUUACAACUUAUGGGAUGUCAAAUUAUAAUGAAUGGCAUGCAUCAUCAGUUUGUUUUAACUCACAUGGUGGUAGUGAUUAUAAACUGUAUCACAAGGGGCAUUAUGUUGCAGAGAUCAGCUUACGAAUACCUGGAGUUCACAAUGUUCUUAACUCAUUAGCUGUUGUUGCGACAAUGAGUUCGAUUUUUGGUGAUGAAAGACAAUUUUAUGAAUCAAUAGACGAUGUGAAGUUUCAUCUAAAUAAAUUCAAAGGUGUUUGUAGACGUUUUGAGAUGAUAGGUGCGAUUCACGGGUGCCAUAUUUUUGACGACUAUGCUCACCACCCCACUGAAGUGCGUGCAGUUAUUCAAACAGCAAGGCAAAUGUUUCCAUCUGAGGAACUUCUGGUGGUGUUUCAACCUCACACUUACAGUCGCUUGGCAGCCUUGAAGAGCGAAUUUGCCUCUGCAUUAAUUCAUGCAAAUCAAGUUUUUAUCACUGAGAUUUAUGCUGCCAGAGAGACAAACUUUUGUAAUAUUAGCGGAAGGGAUCUUGCUAUGUCUAUAAUCGGUCCACCAUGCGAAUUUAUCCCAUGCCUGGACGACGUGGUGGAUAAGUUGGCACAGAGGGUUUCAAUAGAUCCUCGUCUUCCGCUGGUCAUCUUGACACUUGGAGCAGGUGAUAUAACUAAUGUGGGACGGAAACUGAUGCAAAAUUAUCUCCAUUUGAAUAUGAUGACCAAUGACAAGUUAAUGCGAUUGAUGAUGGGCAAAGAAAGGUUUGGUCCUAAGGUGGUUACCCAGAUAAAUGACGUGGAUACCUGCACUGUGAUGCAAGCCAAGUUGGGUUUGCCAAAAGGAACCAUUUCCCUCAAAUUGGAUGCAAGACACCAACCAAUGGAAGAGGAAAAAGAGAAGAACCAGAAAGCCUGA